Messenger RNA from Plasmopara halstedii, 432 nucleotides. RefSeq lists its product as uncharacterized. Lineage: Eukaryota; Oomycota; Peronosporomycetes; Peronosporales; Peronosporaceae. The coding region runs from base 1 to 432 and encodes 143 amino acids. The transcript is spliced from 3 exons. The record is from RefSeq and is a predicted model, not a curated record.
AUGCCAUUUUCAAAGUAUGAUAUGCAACUUGAACACUUUAUGUCAUUUGUUGUGUUGUUAGAGAUAUAUCACGGGGAGGUACUCGUAAAAGGCUUCCGAUAUGCAAGAUUUAUGGCAGCGUUGCUAAAAGAAUCCUCAGCCUCUAUAACAGGCGUUGAAGUUGUCCAGUGUGGUUUCGGUGAUACUGGCCGAAGCUGUGAGACUCACGGGUUCUGUGGCCAAGUGUUUAUGAUCGAUCGUGCGGAUUCGUUUAACUUAAAACUCUUUUCAACACAAUGUCUCGGCUCAAGAGUUAUAGACAACGAUCACAAUUGUUAUCAAUCUUUCACGCAUAAGCUUCGUCCACGAUGCGUAUAUACAGGAAGAGUCGCAGUGACCUCGGUUGGUAGCGUGCUGAAUCACCGUCGGCAACUUCACACGCAUAUGAAUUGA